Quercus lobata is the source of this 1290-nucleotide messenger RNA. Its product is annotated as lysosomal Pro-X carboxypeptidase-like. Gene Ontology annotation, biological process: proteolysis. The record is from RefSeq and is a predicted model, not a curated record. Gene Ontology annotation, molecular function: dipeptidyl-peptidase activity; serine-type exopeptidase activity. The coding region runs from base 1 to 1290 and encodes 429 amino acids. The transcript has 7 exons. NCBI's taxonomy places the organism in Eukaryota, Viridiplantae, Streptophyta, Magnoliopsida, Fagales, Fagaceae.
AUGCUUUCUUUGUUCUUCCUAGUUUUCACAUUUUCUGCUUCUGUUUCUGCUUUUAACAUGCCAAGGCUUGGAACCCAAAGAAGAACAACGCAGCAUGAACCCCAAACCAAAUCUUCAACAUCCAAUCUUGAAGAUCUUAAAACCUACUAUUACACCCAAACACUAGAUCACUUCAACUAUAGGCCUGAUAGCUACACUACUUUCAAACAAAGAUAUGUGAUCAACUCUAAGUAUUGGGGUGGAGCAAAUGCAAGUGCACCAAUAUUUGCGUAUCUUGGCGCAGAAGAAUCCUUGGAUGACGAUUUGCCCAUCAUUGGAUUUCUCAGUGAUAAUGCCCCCAGGUUUAAGGCUCUCCAAGUAUACAUAGAGCAUCGGUACUAUGGGAAAUCAGUACCAUUUGGGUCAAUGAAAGCGGCUAUGAAAAAUGAAAGCACUCGUGGUUAUUUCAACUCAGUUCAGGCUAUAGCCGAUUAUGCUGCUGUGCUCUUACACGUAAAGAAAAAGUUAUCUGCAGAAAAUUCUCCGGUAAUUGUUAUUGGAGGUUCCUAUGGGGGAAUGCUUGCAUCAUGGUUUCGGCUAAAGUAUCCGCAUAUUGCCCUUGGAGCUGUAGCUUCUUCAGCUCCAAUCCUGUACUUCGACACCAUCGCACCACAAGCUGGAUACUACUCUGUAGUAACCAAGGAUUUUAAAGAAACUAGUGAAAGUUGCUACGAAACCAUACGGAAAUCAUGGGCGGAAAUUGAUAGGGUUGCUUCAAAUCCUCAUGGUCUUGAAGCCCUUAGCAAGAGAUUCAAUACUUGCAAUCGGUUAAAUAGAUCUUUUGAUCUCAAGGACUAUUUGGACUCGAUAUACUCUGAUGCAGCUCAAUAUAAUCACCCUCCAACAUAUCCACUUAGCGUUCUGUGCAGUGCCAUAGAUGGAGCUUCUGUAGGAACCGAUACUCUUGGCCGAAUAUAUGCGGGUGUAGUUGCUUAUAUGGGAAACCAUACAUGCUAUGACAUGAAUGAAUUCAAUCGUCCAACUAAAACCCUUGAUGGGUGGAGCUGGCAGACAUGUAGUGAGAUGGUUAUGCCCAUUGGCCAUGGUAGCAAGGACUCAAUGUUCCCACCAGCACCUUUCAAUCUAAACAAAUUCAUCAAUGAAUGCAAGAGCUUGUAUGGUGUCAUGCCUCAGCCUCACUGGGUGACUACUUACUACGGUGGUCAAGAUUUGAAACUCACACUCCAUAGGUUUGGUAGCAAUAUUAUAUUCUCCAACGGACUAAGAGAUCCUUAUAGUAGUGGCGGGUAA